Molecule: messenger RNA, 1437 nt
Organism: Lagopus leucura (white-tailed ptarmigan)
Lineage: Eukaryota; Metazoa; Chordata; Aves; Galliformes; Phasianidae
Product: transmembrane protease serine 11E-like
Exons: 10
Coding region: 1-1437 (478 amino acids)
Biological process (GO): proteolysis
Molecular function (GO): serine-type endopeptidase activity
Source: RefSeq, a predicted model, not a curated record
AUGAAGGAUCUUCAUUCAACGCCUUUCCCUUCUCGUCACACCAGUCAAUGCGACUCCUGCAUUUUCCAGCAGCAUUCACUACGCAGUCCAGACUUUAGUCAAGCCCUGGUUGGAGGACAGAAGGGCUACCAGACCUACCGGGAUCUACCAUGGGAUCUUCAAAAAAUACAUCAACCAUCCAUCAAAAUAAGACAUCUCGAACCGUGGAAAAUUGCUCUAAUUGUUAUUGGAACAGCAUUGGCAGCAGCCAUCACCAUUGGUCUCCUAGUUUAUUUUCUGGCAUAUGAUCAGAAGCUCUUCUAUUACAGUGGCAACAUAAAAAUCACCAACAUCCAGUACAGUAAUGAAUUGUCCAGACAGACCUCAGGAAGGUUUAGAGACCUGAGCGAGAGAGUUGAGCGACUGAUGGACAAGACAUUUCACAAUUCCAUUUUAAGAAAAAAGUACAUCCGCUCACGCUUAGUCAGAGUGAGUCCAGAUGCUGAUGGUGUGGUGACAGAAGCUUUGCUCACAUUCUGGUUCUCUGCCACGGAUUGCAAAGAAGCACUGCGCAAAAGAGUUGAAAGGAUCUUAUGGAGGGGCCUGAAAAAAUACACUGGGCCCCUGCGAAUAGAUGUCAGAUCUUCUACUGUCUCAACUGUGGAGAGGAGAAGAGCAGAAGCAAUCUUCAAUGACAUCUGCGGGUUACGACAGAAUAGAUCAGUCAAGUCAAUAGCAAAAGCAACAUCCUUGAGAAUAGUUGGAGGAUUGUCUUCUGCAGAGACUGGAGACUGGCCGUGGCAAGCUAGUUUGCAGUACAAUAAUGUCCAUCGCUGUGGUGCAACGCUUAUCAGCAAUACUUGGCUUGUAUCUGCUGCUCACUGCUUCAGAGAAAUGAGUCACCCUCACAAGUGGACUGCUACUUUUGGAGCUCUUUUGAAGCCACCAACCUUGAAACGAUCAGUCAAGACUAUUAUUAUUCACGAAAUGUACCGCUACCCAGAACAUGAUUAUGACAUUGCACUUGUGAAGCUCUCUAAACAAGUUGAGUUUACGAGUAACAUACACCGUGUUUGUCUGCCUGAGCCAUCUCAGACUUUUCCAUAUAAUAUUUAUGCUGUCAUCACAGGCUGGGGAGCACUUACCAAUGACGGUCCCACUCCUAAUGCUCUUCAGGAAGCAACAGUGAAACUUAUUGACUCGGACACUUGCAACAAAAAAGAAGUGUAUGAUGGGGACAUAACACCCAGGAUGUUGUGUGCUGGGUACUUAGAAGGAGGAGUAGAUGCUUGUCAGGGAGACUCUGGGGGACCACUGGUUACUCCAGAUUCUAGACUGAUGUGGUACCUCGUGGGAAUAGUGAGCUGGGGAGAUGAAUGUGCCAAGCCAAACAAACCUGGAGUUUAUACACGAGUGACUUAUUUCCGUGACUGGAUUACCUCAAAAACUGGCAUCUAA